Molecule: messenger RNA, 946 nt
Organism: Tripterygium wilfordii
Lineage: Eukaryota; Viridiplantae; Streptophyta; Magnoliopsida; Celastrales; Celastraceae
Exons: 2
Coding region: 93-911 (272 amino acids)
Molecular function (GO): zinc ion binding; nucleic acid binding
Source: RefSeq, a predicted model, not a curated record
UCUGCGUUCGACAUAUCUAUGUCAAUUUCAGUAAGCGAUGGCCAGGAGCCUAUUAUAGGAAGCUAGUUUUUGAUUGUGCAAAGGCCGCUACAAUGCAAGUGUUUCAUGCAGAAAUGGAUAAAAUCAAAGGACUCGAUGAAGCAGCAUGGAAGUACUUGAAUGAUAUUCCUCCGUAUUUAUGGACAAGGGCUGCAUUCUCAACAUAUUCCAAGAAUGAUACCAUAGUCAAUAACAUGUCUGAAAGCUUCAAUUCCAAGAUACUACCAGUAAGGGAUAGACCAAUCAUCACAAUGCUUGAAGAGUUAAGAGGAGAGGCAAUGGAAAGACAUGUUAAGCUGAGGACACAGAUGGAGAGAAAACAUGGUAGGCUGGUCCCAGAGGUACAUGACAGAUUGGACAAAGAGUUCAUUAAAAGCAGAUCAUGGACAGCAAAAUGGAUAAGGGACAAUCAAAAGGCUAUUUUCCAGGUGACUAAAAAGCCAUACCAAUAUGUUGUCAAUGUAGAUGAAGCAUCUUGCACUUGUAGGGGGUGGGACCUCUCUGGAAUUCCUUGCACACAUGCAGUUGCUGCGAUUUGUUGGCUUCAUAGGGAUCCAGCAGAAUUUGUGCAUCAAGCAUACACAAAGAAGACUUAUUUAAAGGUAUAUGAGCACAAUGUGCAGCCUACAAAUGGUGAGAACUUGUGGGUUGCUGUUGGAGGUGAUGCCAUAGAAGCUCCCCCAAUGAAGAAAGUUGUUGGAGGACCAACUAAAAAACGAAGAAGGGAGCAUGAUGAGGCAGCAUCAAGGAGUAGGCUGAGAAGAAGGUAUCCAAAAAUUAGGUGCACAAAAUGUGGUGGAGAGGGACACAAUAGAAGGGGUUGCAAAAAUCCACCAAUGCCUGAGGUAAAGAAUCUAUCAUUAUACUAUUAACUGUCUAUUGGAUAAUAAUAUAACUCUAAUUAUUU